Gracilinanus agilis (Agile Gracile Mouse Opossum) is the source of this 6695-nucleotide messenger RNA. It is a transcript of the gene KDM5A, whose product is annotated as lysine demethylase 5A. NCBI's taxonomy places the organism in Eukaryota, Metazoa, Chordata, Mammalia, Didelphimorphia, Didelphidae. Gene Ontology annotation, biological process: chromatin remodeling. Gene Ontology annotation, molecular function: DNA binding; histone demethylase activity. The record is from RefSeq and is a predicted model, not a curated record. The coding region runs from base 1 to 5070 and encodes 1689 amino acids. The transcript is spliced from 28 exons. Gene Ontology annotation, cellular component: nucleus.
AUGGCGGGCGCUGGGCCGGGGGGCUACGCGGCAGAGUUCGUGCCGCCCCCGGAGUGCCCAGUCUUCGAGCCUAGCUGGGAGGAGUUCACCGACCCGCUCAGCUUUAUUGGACGGAUCCGGCCCUUGGCCGAGAAAACCGGCAUUUGCAAGAUCCGACCUCCCAAGGACUGGCAGCCUCCAUUUGCAUGUGAAGUAAAAAGCUUUCGUUUCACUCCUCGAGUCCAGCGUUUAAAUGAACUUGAAGCAAUGACCAGAGUGAGACUGGACUUCUUAGAUCAACUAGCAAAAUUCUGGGAACUUCAGGGAUCUACUUUGAAAAUACCUGUGGUGGAGAGAAAAAUCCUUGAUCUGUAUGCUUUAAGCAAGAUUGUUGCCAGCAAAGGAGGCUUUGAAAUGGUCACAAAAGAGAAGAAGUGGUCUAAAGUGGGAAGUCGAUUAGGCUAUCUGCCUGGGAAAGGAACUGGGUCCCUGUUGAAGUCUCACUAUGAAAGGAUCCUUUACCCAUAUGAGCUUUUUCAGUCUGGAGUCAGCCUCAUGGGUGUCCAAAUGCCCAACUUGGAUAUUAAGGAAAAAGUGGAGGUUGAGGUCCUCAGCACUGAUGCCCAGGCUUCCCCAGAGCAGGGCACAAGAAUGAAUAUUCUACCGAAGAGAACCAGACGCAUAAAAUCUCAGGCAGAGACUGGAGAAGUAAGUAGAAACACCGAACUGAAGAAACUUCAGAUCUUUGGAGCUGGGCCCAAGAUGAUGGGCCUGGCAAUAGGAGCAAAGGAUAAAGAAGAUGAGGUCUCUCGAAGACGCAAAGGUACAAGAUCAGAAGCAUUUAGUAUGCAAAUGAGACAACGAAAAGGGACUCUUUCUGUUAACUUUGUGGAUCUCUAUGUUUGCAUGUUUUGUGGGCGAGGAAACAAUGAAGACAAGUUGCUCUUGUGUGAUGGAUGUGAUGACAGCUACCAUACAUUUUGUUUGAUUCCCCCUUUACCUGAUGUGCCCAAAGGAGACUGGAGGUGUCCUAAAUGUGUUGCUGAGGAAUGUAACAAACCUCGAGAGGCCUUUGGGUUUGAGCAAGCAGUCCGAGAAUAUACCCUUCAGAGCUUUGGAGAGAUGGCAGAUAACUUUAAAUCAGAUUACUUCAACAUGCCAGUCCAUAUGGUGCCCACAGAACUGGUAGAGAAGGAAUUCUGGAGACUGGUGAGCACUAUUGAAGAAGAUGUCAUUGUGGAGUAUGGAGCUGAUAUCUCUUCGAAGGAUUUUGGAAGUGGGUUUCCUGUAAAGGAUGGUCGGAGAAAGAUGAUGCCAGAAGAGGAGGAGUAUGCCCUUUCUGGCUGGAACCUGAAUAACAUGCCUGUCCUGGAGCAGUCUGUCCUUGCACAUAUCAACGUGGAUAUCUCUGGUAUGAAGGUGCCUUGGCUCUAUGUGGGCAUGUGCUUCUCUUCAUUUUGCUGGCAUAUUGAGGAUCACUGGAGCUAUUCUAUCAACUAUCUGCACUGGGGGGAGCCAAAGACAUGGUAUGGCGUCCCAUCUCAUGCGGCAGAACAACUGGAGGAAGUGAUGAGGGAGCUGGCCCCUGAACUGUUUGAGUCUCAACCUGAUCUCCUCCAUCAGUUAGUCACCAUUAUGAACCCCAAUGUAUUGAUGGAGCAUGGUGUACCUGUAUUCAGGACCAAUCAAUGUGCAGGAGAAUUUGUCGUGACAUUUCCUCGUGCCUAUCACUCUGGAUUUAACCAGGGCUACAAUUUCGCUGAAGCUGUGAACUUCUGCACUGCUGACUGGCUGCCUAUUGGACGUCAGUGUGUGAAUCAUUAUCGACGACUAAGGCGUCACUGUGUGUUCUCACAUGAGGAACUUAUCUUCAAGAUGGCUGCAGAUCCAGAGUGCCUUGAUGUAGGGCUUGCUGCUAUGGUCUGCAAAGAAAUGACCCUUAUGACUGAAGAGGAGACUCGGCUGAGGGAAUCUGUUGUACAAAUGGGUGUACUAUUAUCGGAAGAAGAGGUGUUUGAGCUUGUUCCUGAUGAUGAGCGACAGUGUUCAGCUUGCAGAACUACAUGCUUUCUCUCUGCUCUUACUUGUUCUUGUAACCCUGAUCGGCUUGUGUGUCUCUACCAUCCAGCUGACUUGUGCCCUUGCCCCAUGCAGAAGAAAUGUCUUAGGUACCGGUAUCCAUUGGAAGAUCUUCCUUCUCUCUUAUAUGGUGUUAAAGUUAGAGCACAGUCCUAUGACACUUGGGUCAGUCGAGUAACAGAGGCAUUAUCUGCCAGUCUCAACCACAAGAAAGAUGUGAUCGAAUUGAGAGUGAUGAUGGAAGAUGCUGAAGACAGGAAGUAUCCAGAGAAUGAUCUCUUUAGAAAACUCAGGGAUGCUGUGAAGGAAGCCGAAACCUGUGCUUCAGUGGCUCAGUUACUUUUGAGCAAAAAACAGAAACACAGACAGAGCCCGGAAAGUGGGAAGACUAGGACCAAAUUGACUAUGGAAGAACUCAAGGCCUUUGUCCAGCAACUCUUUAGCCUUCCAUGUGUCAUCAGCCAGGCUCGACAAGUCAAGAAUCUACUGGAUGAUGUGGAAGAAUUUCAUGAACGUGCUCAAGAGGCUAUGAUGGAUGAAACCCCAGACUCUUCCAAACUUCAGAUGUUGAUAGACAUGGGUUCUAGUCUCUAUGUAGAAUUACCUGAGCUGCCCCGGCUGAAGCAAGAGUUGCAACAGGCCCGGUGGCUGGAUGAAGUGAGGUUGACACUUUCAGAUCCACAGCGUGUCACUUUGGAUGUUAUGAAAAAGCUAAUAGACUCUGGGGUGGGGUUGGCACCUCACCAUGCUGUGGAGAAAGCUAUGGCUGAACUUCAGGAACUCCUUACAGUUUCAGAGAGAUGGGAAGAAAAGGCUAAAGUUUGCUUACAGGCUCGACCUCGUCACAGCAUGUCAAGCCUGGAGAGUAUUGUAAAUGAAGCUAAGAAUAUCCCAGCCUUCCUCCCCAAUGUUUUAGCCCUGAGAGAAGCCUUGCAAAGAGCUAGAGAAUGGACAGCUAAAGUGGAAGCUAUUCAGAAUGGCAGCAACUAUGCUUACCUUGAGCAGCUGGAAAGCUUGUCUGCCAAAGGACGUCCUAUCCCAGUACGACUUGAUGCACUGCCCCAAGUGGAGUCACAGGUAGCAGCAGCACGAGCAUGGAGGGAACGGACAGGAAGAACCUUUCUUAAGAAGAAUUCCAGCCACACACUGUUACAGGUACUAAGUCCUCGGACUGAUAUUGGUGUAUAUGGCAGCAGUAAGAACCGAAGGAAAAAAGUUAAAGAACUAAUGGAGAAAGAGAAAGAAAAAGACCUUGACCUUGAUCCCUUGAGUGAUCUGGAGGAGGGAUUAGAAGAAACCAGAGAUACAGCAGUGGUGGUGGCAGUUUUCAAAGAUCGGGAGCAGAAAGAAAUUGAAGCCAUGCAUUCUCUCAGAGCAGCAAACUUAGCCAAGAUCACCAUGGUGGAUCGAAUUGAGGAUGUGAAGUUCUGCAUCUGCCGCAAGACAGCAAGUGGGUUUAUGCUUCAGUGUGAGCUCUGCAAAGACUGGUUCCAUAGCAGCUGUGUGCCCCUUCCCAAAACAAGCUCCCAGAAAAAGGGAUCCAGCUGGCAGGCCAAAGAAGUAAAAUUCUUGUGCCCUCUUUGUAUGCGCUCUCGAAGGCCCCGACUAGAGACCAUCCUGUCUCUUCUAGUGUCCCUGCAGAAGUUGCCUGUACGACUGCCUGAAGGAGAGGCCCUUCAAUGCCUGACAGAACGUGCCAUGAGUUGGCAAGACAGAGCAAGGCAGGCACUGGCCACAGAUGAACUCUCUUCUGCUCUAGCCAAACUUUCUGUGUUAAGCCAGCGUAUGGUAGAGCAGGCAGCCCGAGAGAAAACUGAAAAGAUCAUCAGUGCAGAACUCCAGAAAGCAGCAGCCAAUCCAGACUUACAGGGACACCUUCCUGGCUUCCAGCAGUCUGCUUUUAAUCGAGUGGUAAGCAGUGUGUCAUCCUCUCCUCGGCAAACCAUGGACUACGAUGAUGAGGAGACGGAUUCUGAUGAAGAUAUUCGAGAGACAUAUGGCUAUGAUAUAAAGGACACUGCCAGUGUAAAGUCUUCUAGUAGCCUAGAACCCAAUCUCUUUUGUGAUGAAGAAAUCCCCAUCAAAUCUGAGGAGGUGGUGACCCAUAUGUGGACAGCACCAUCAUUCUGUGCUGAGCAUGCAUAUUCAUCUGCUUCAAAAAGUUGCUCUCAAGGUUCUAGUACCCCAAGAAAACAACCCAGAAAGAGUCCUUUGGUACCACGAAGUUUGGAGUCUCCAGUGUUAGAGUUAUCAGCUGGUGCUAAAGCCCAAUUAGAGGAACUUAUGAUGGUUGGUGAUCUCCUAGAGGUAUCCUUGGAUGAGACUCAGCAUAUCUGGAGGAUUUUACAGGCCACACAUCCACCCUCUGAGGACAGAUUCCUACAUGUCAUGGAGGAUGACAGUAUGGAAGAGAAACCACUGAGAAUAAAAGGAAAGGACUCUUCUGAGAAGAAGCGAAAGCGGAAGCUAGAAAAAGUUGAACAGCUCUUUGGAGAAGGGAAGCAGAGGUCCAAGGAACUGAAGAAACUGGACAAACCAAAAAAGAAGAAAUUGAAGAUGAAUGUAGAUAAGUCAAAGGAGCUGAACAAAUUGGCCAAGAAACUGGCAAAGGAAGAGGAAAGAAAGAAGAAGAGGGAGAAGGCCGCUGCAGCCAAGGUUGAACUUGUAAAGGAAAAUACUGAGAAGAAGAGGGAGAAGAAGGUGCUAGACAUCCCCUCAAAGUAUGAUUGGUCAGGAGCGGAGGAGUCAGAUGAUGAGAAUGCAGUUUGUGCAGCACAGAAUUGUCAGAGGCCUUGUAAGGACAAGGUAGACUGGGUACAGUGUGAUGGUGGCUGCGAUGAGUGGUUUCAUCAAGUCUGUGUGGGUGUUUCUCCAGAAAUGGCAGAAAAUGAAGAUUACAUCUGUAUAAACUGUGCAAAGAAGCAGGGGCCAAGUAGCCCAGGACAGGCACAACCUCCUUCUUUCAUAAUGAGCUACAAGCUACCAGUGGAGGAACUGAAGGAGGCCAGCUAGCAGAAGCUUGGUUAGUUUAGAAACAUGAGGGAAAUGGACCACACUGAGACCCUUUUCAUCAAGGGAGGGUGGUUUGGAUCUACUCAGAGUUGUUGCUUCCAAAGAUGAAUGGCCUACAGCAGAGAAAGCCCUCUUCGCUUUUUCUAUGCAGUGGGACUGUGUGAGCCACAUACUGUACCAGCCCAUCUAUGCAGAGAUGUCUUCUUUGGUAUUCCAGCCAUUAUCUUAACUGAAGUGUUUCUCAUGAGUGUGGUGUCCUGCAUUGUGUUCAGAGACUUGAUUGAGCAGUAGAGUGGCUAAUACAGCUGGGGUGUGGAGUUGGCUUGGGGCCUAUAGGUAUUAGCUAGAGUUUCACAAUCUAAAGGCAGCACUAUUUGUAGGCAUGUGUGGAACCAGAGUGCCUUAGGCCUGCCUGAAUGUGACAGCAAGAUAGCAGUCAGAAUACCUUAGUCCCCUUCCACUGUUUCUAAGUAUUUAUAUUCUACAGCUAUUGAAGGGAGGGCAAAUCUGCAGAUUGUUAGAAGUCAGAUGGAAAAGCAGCAUAUUGCAAACAUCAGUUCCUAGUGCUUGUUUGUACCAAAAAAAGAAAACCUGGAGCUUCCCUUCAGCUGGGGCAGAUCCCCCCCGAAUGUGGAGAAUGCCAUCUCAAUUCAGAUGUUUGGUUAGGCUGGAGCUUGGAAAGAAGAGCAUUUCUUAUUUCCUCCAAGAGCAACAGCUUCUCUUAUAGAGACUGGCUUUGAGGAUUCUCAGUACCCUGGGCCUACAUGUUGGAGAGGAACAACUACAUGGACCCAGGAUUCUACACAAAGAAAAAGAAAAAGGGCCAGAUGGGUUGUCUUGCAGAGCCACAAUGGUGCAUGCUUUGGGCAUAACAUCCUUUUACAAGUAUUCCUGUUACCACCAGGCUUUAGGGCAUGAUCAUAAGCAAGACCACCAUGUAACUGCUCACCUUGUAGUCCUGACCCAUAAUCUACUGUUCCAAACACUGGCUAUUUCAGAUUCUGGCCCAGAAGCAGCAACACAUGAUGCUGAGUCAUGCCCUGGCUUCGACAGAAGAUGUAGGAUUAUGGUACCUCUAGGUGAUGAGGUCAUUUUAGUCAAUCCAUUUUUAAAGAAAAGAACUUGUUUUUACUUUUUUCUAAAUGUCUCUGACUACUGACUGUUCUAUAAAUAGAUUAUUUUUCCUUUUUUUAAUAUACAUAUAUAAAUAUAUAUUUACCACUAUUACCAGCAGCAUACAUACAGACAGUUUUCCACCAUCAAAAACCCAUUUGGGGGCUUGUUUUUUGUUUUUGUUUUUUGCUUCUUAAAAAGGACUUUCAUUCCUUCCUUGUAGUACAAGGAGUUAGCAGUCACCUUUUCCCAAACUAGACUAACUAGACCUUCCAUCAUCUUGCCUGUGUUCAAAUAGGUAAUUACAUUUUCUUCAUGUGUUGGGAUUUGUCCCUGUCUUUGGGGAAGUGCUGGUCUCACUUUAGUCUAUGCUGUUUUGUAUGUGAAUGUCUGAAGCUGGCCAGGGUGCUGUAUUUUCUCCCCUCCCACUAUGUUUUCAUUUCUUGUACAGAUGAUAGGCGAGUUGUAGAGCAGAGUCUACUUAGAAAAUGAGCUGAGAUUUAACAAAACAA